AUGACAGUGCAAACAAACAUGUCAAUGAACAGUAUCCACGUCACACAAAAUCACCACGCUGGCACUGUUCCGAAGUCUAUCUCAAAAUACAUGCCUAAUCUACAACAAAUCAAAGCAUUACUCAAAGUUUACUCUCCAACUAUGUUCUUGCAUCCCAGCGACGAAUACAUGCCAUCUUCAGUGGAUUGGUUUUUCUCCAAUGGUGCUCUACUAUAUAAGAAAGGGCAAGAGUCAAAUCCUGUUCCAAUAGCACCAAACGGCACAAACCUGCCUCAGGAUCAUAACAACGAUGGUGCCUAUUGGCUAGACCUGCCUGCUGGAGCAGCCAACAAAGAGAGGGUCAAGACAGGAAACUUGCAAAGUGCCAAAAGUUAUGUACAUGUGAAACCAAUGCUGGGAGGAACCUUCACUGACAUUGCAAUGUGGGUCUUCUACCCAUUCAAUGGCUCUUCAAGAGCAAAAGUUAAGUUUAUUUCUUUUCUAUUGGGGAAAAUCGGUGAACAUGUUGGGGACUGGGAGCAUGUGACACUAAGGUUAAGCAACUUUAGUGGUGAACUAUGGCAGGUCUAUUUCUCACAACACAGCAAAGGUACAUGGGUUGAUUCCUCUCAGAUUGAGUUCCAGAGUGGUGGCAACAAACCACUAUUCUACUCUUCCUUACAUGGCCAUUCAACAUACCCACAUGCUGGCCUUAAUCUGCAAGGGGAAGAUAACAUAGGCAUAAGGGAUGAUACUGUUAAAGGUAACAUUUUUAUGGAUAUGGGGACAUUUGAAUUAGUUUCUGCUAAAUAUUUGGGUUCUGCGGUUAUAGAGCCUCCAUGGCUGAAUUAUUUCGGAGACUGGGGUCCUAAAAUUGAUUAUAACAAAAAUGCUGAGCUGAAGAAGAUUCAGAAGUUCGUUCCUAAGAAUAAAAAUUGUGCUUUGGAGAAGAUUUUGAGGAGUUUGCCAUGUGAGGUGCUGGGAGAGGAAAGCCCCACUGGACCAAAGGUCAAGAAUGAUUGGUGUGGAGAUGAAAUUUGA
Molecule: messenger RNA, 1020 nt
Organism: Vigna unguiculata (cowpea)
Lineage: Eukaryota; Viridiplantae; Streptophyta; Magnoliopsida; Fabales; Fabaceae
Source: RefSeq, a predicted model, not a curated record